AUGCCUGCUCUACCCUUCCCCCAUAAGCAAAGAAGAGAAAAGCUGGACAAACAAUUCGGGCGCUUUCUAGAAGUGCUCAAGCAGGUGCAUGUGAAUAUACCUUUCAUAGAGGUGCUUUCACAUAUGCCAGCUUAUGCUAAAUUUUUGAAGGAGUUAUUGUCCAAGAAGCGAAAAGUGGAAGAGACAUCGAUGGUCAAUCUCACAGAGCAUUGUAGUGCCAUUUUGCAAAAUAAGUUCCCUCAAAAGUGUGGAGAUCCUGGGAGUUUUACUAUACAUUGUGCUUCCAUUAAUCUUAUGCCUUUGUCUAUUUUCAGAAAAUUGGAGGGAGAGAUUAGAGAAAUCAGGUCGAUACAUGUUUCCUUGCAGCUGGUGGAUCAGACCACAAUCAUACCUGAAGGAAUAGUGGAAGAUGUACUGGUUCGGGUAGGCAAAUUUGUGUUCUCUGUGGACUUCAUUGUGGUGAACAUGGAGGAGAAUAGGGAGGUCCCUCUGAUUUUAGGAAGACCCUUCUUGGCUACGGGUAGAGCAAUUUUUGGAUAUUCAGGAAAGGCAGCUCAUGCUCAGAGUGGGGGAAGAAAGGUUGAUUUUCAAGAUGGAAGGAGAAAGGGGGGGCCUAAUGGAGAAAACUGGAGAGAGUCAAAUGAAUAA
Messenger RNA from Nicotiana attenuata, 648 nucleotides. RefSeq lists its product as uncharacterized. The record is from RefSeq and is a predicted model, not a curated record. The transcript is spliced from 2 exons. The coding region runs from base 1 to 648 and encodes 215 amino acids. Lineage: Eukaryota; Viridiplantae; Streptophyta; Magnoliopsida; Solanales; Solanaceae.